Prunus avium (sweet cherry) is the source of this 3349-nucleotide messenger RNA. The record is from RefSeq and is a predicted model, not a curated record. Lineage: Eukaryota; Viridiplantae; Streptophyta; Magnoliopsida; Rosales; Rosaceae.
AGCUUCAGGUCAACGCGUUUUCUAUAAGUAGCCCAUACUUGGACGGCUUCGGGUUCAACCGUCUCCAGCGUGGUUCGCGCCUCUCGCAGUCUCUCUUGUCACCCUGUUUCUCUCUGUUUCUCUGUUGCUUACUCUGUUUUCUGUGUCAACUGAAACCAUUUGUUUCUCAUAGUCAUAGCAGGGACCCCAUACCAAAACACCCACCUUGUUAGUGUUGUAUUUACAGAUGCCUUCUUCAAAGGGGAAAAAGCAUUCAAAGAGCCAAUCAAAGUUGUCGAAUUCUAACAAGUUUUCUUCACCUGGGUCACUUGAUUUUGAAGCUACCGAAGAGAGUUUUGCAAGCUCUCUUGAACUAGCUUCGGUUAAAUUCCCAUCUCUGAUUGGGAACUCUGCUUUCAUUGGCCGAGUCACUGAUGUUCAGGACGACCCCAAAAGCCGUAAAAUUUGGCUUUCAGAGCCUUCCAUGGUUGCCUCUUCCUUCACUCCUGGAUCCAUUGUAUCAGUGUCUCUUCCUUGUUUGAAGAGUAGACAUUCAGAUGAAUUUCCUCUCAGCUCACUAGCAGAUGAAUGUGCUAGACGUUUUGGGGUUGAUUCUUGUGGGCAGUUAACUAAUGACGCAGGGAACUACUUUGCUCUUGCAACAAUUUUUCCUUCUUCUAAGGUUACAAAGAACGGAGUGCUAUUGUCUUCAAGUAUUUCAAAUACAAUGGGUUGUCCUCCAUCAGGCAGGGUCAUAUUCAUCCACUCUGUACAAAAUCAUUCCCAAGCUGGUCUUUUGUGUGAUACAAGAGAAGCACGUAGCACUAUAGUUAAUUGCCUCUCGGUAUACGACUGCAAGGAGUUAGUUUUGGAGAUGCUUCAUUCUAACAAUACCUCUGCCAACUUUUCUUCUGAAAAAUCUUGCUAUGGUUCUGAAAAUGGAAUGCUUGCAUCCCCAGAGACACCAUUGAAUCAAUCAAAGCUAAGUGUUUCUGAUACCAGUCCAGUAACUUCACCACGGCGUGGGGAGUCAGUAGGAAAUGUAACCAUUCCCAAUGAGUCAUCUGUUGAUUCUUUUGAUAUUGAAGAGGUUUUAGGGGAUGAUAGUACAAAAAGACUUCUGCAGACAUGUGCUCGAACAUGGUUGUACUCUCGCUGUCUACUUAUUGGAAAUUUUGUGAUCAUCCCAAUGCUUUCACAGCUUUGUUUACUCCGAGUGAUUGGUGCUAAAACUUUGUCAAAGAAUAUUGCUAAUCAUGAUUUGCUAAAUGAGGCUUCUGAACUAGUGGGCGGUGAAAAUGAUGCUUUUCUAGUGAAGCGAGAAACGAAAGUAUGUUUUCAUUUGCCAUCAAACCCAGCAUCUGAAACUCCACAGAGAAGCAAUAUAUCUACAGGAGAUGAUACAGGAGACAACAUUUCAAGAUUGGGCGGUCUUUCUAAAGAAUAUGCAGAUUUGAAGGAAAUCAUAAUUUCAUCCUCUACGAACUCUUUGUCAAGUUUUCGACCUAUAAGGGGAGUGGUUCUUCAUGGUCCGCCUGGUACUGGAAAGACUUCUUUGGCUCGAUUAUGUGCCCGUGAUUCUGGCAUCAAAUUUUUCUCUGUCAAUGUACCUAAAAGUGAGCAAGAUUUGAUUGAAGUUUUCGACUCAGCUAGACAAGCUGCACCUUCUGUGGUAUUCAUUGAUGAGAUUCAUGCUAUUGCACCUGCAAGGAAAGAUGGAGGUGAAGAGCUAUCUGAAAGAAUAGUGGUUACACUGAUGACAUUGAUGGAUGGGAUUAGUAGAACUGAAGGAGUAGUUGUAAUUGCUGCUACCAACAGGCUUGAUAGCAUUGAUUCUGCACUCAGACGAGCUGGAAGAUUUGAGAAGGAAAUUGAAAUAGGUGUGCCAUCUCCCAACCAACGUUUGGAGAUACUUCAUGAUCUUGUCGGUGCCAUGGAGCACUCUCUUUCAGAUGAGCAAGUCCAAGAUCUUGCUAAUGCUACACAUGGUUUCGUAGGAGCUGAUCUAGCUGCCCUUUGUACGGGGGCAUCCUUGGAUUGUCAUGAGCGUCAUGUCAAAUAUAAAUACUCUCAUGAUUAUUUGCACCAAACAUCUAUUUCUCAUGAAGGUACUUCUAAUGGUCUAAUACUACCUGUUUGCACAAAAGAUACAACACACGUAUCAAGGGAUUACUCAGAUUCCACAUCUUCGUCUAUCUCACGUUUGGAUUUUUCUUCAGAGAUAUCUGUGCAUGUGAAGGGAACAAAUGCAAAUGGUGAUAAUUUUCUGAAUGGCAUAGAAGAAGAAUGUGUCUUAAAAGUGACUUUUGAAGAUUUUGAAAAGGCCAGGAUGAGAGUGCGGCCCAGUGCCAUGCGAGAGGUAAAACUUGAGAUUCCGAAGGUUAAUUGGGAAGAUGUUGGUGGUCAAAGGGAGGUCAAAAAAAAGUUAAAGCAAGCUGUAAUAUGGCCUCAAAAACACCAGAAGGCAUUAAAGCGGAUAGGGAUUCAGCCCCCAACAGGGGUUAUGAUGUUUGGUCCUCCCGGAUGCAGCAAAACCCUCAUGGCUCGUGCUGUAGCUUCUGAAGCACGGCUGAAUUUCCUUGCUGUGAAGGGUCCAGAACUUUUUAGCAAAUGGGUUGGUGAAUCUGAGAAGGCUGUGAAAUCCCUGUUUGCAAAGGCAAGGGCUAAUGCCCCAGCAAUCAUAUUCUUUGAUGAAAUUGACGGUCUUGCUGCUAUUCGUGGGAAGGAAAGUGAUUCAGUUUCAGAUAGGGUUAUUGGUCAGCUGCUUGUUGAAUUGGAUGGUUUUCAUGCAAGAGAUGAUGUCACUGUUAUUGCUGCUACAAAUAGGAUGGACAAGAUCGAUAGUGCCCUUCUAAGACCAGGCCGCUUUGAUCGGCGGCUACAUGUGAGACCCCCAGAUGAGCCCGAUCGGGAAGAGAUAUUUCAUAUUCAUCUACGCAAGAUUCGAUGCAGUUCUGAUGUCAACAUAUAUGACCUUGCUCGUCUUUCAGAAGGCUGCACUGGCGCUGAUAUAUCGUUCAUCUGCCAACAAGCAGGCGUUGAAGCUUUAGAGGAGAACCUUGACGCCUCAGAAGUAAAGAUGAAACAUUUCAAGACUGCAAUUAAACAAGUGAAACCAAAAGAAAUUCGGCUUUAUCAAGGUCCAUCAGAAAAUUUUCAGGGACGUGUUGCUUCUAGCGCAAAAAUAACUAAGCCUUUCCUCUCUGUCUUACUCCAUAUUUUUGUAACCUGCUUGUUAUUUUGGUGGAUAUGCUGUUAGUCAACAUACUCUAGAACCUGUUAGUGUUAUACUGAUUACACUUAAGCGCAACCCUGUUAAAGUUCUUGAAUUUUUAAUCAGCCUACAAUAAGGCUAUUUUUGUUGGAUGCU